GGACACCGCUGAUACGUCAGAGUAGACGAGUUCGCAAAAAGAAGCGAAGAAGUCAAAGAAUUCGCACAACCUUGAAACCAGUCAGGUACUUUGCGUUACCAAUUCCAGCACUCCAAUCUACAUAUUAUUAGUUUUAUGGCAACCCAUGGAGUAAAAAAAAGUGGACUCAACGGGGCGAAACGACAAGUCGAAGAAUAAUUUAACCAUACGAUUCUAAAUUGCCUAAACCGCAAUUUUCGGCAUCGCAUUAGACUCUGGGCAAUCAUUUUGUAUAAAUAGGAACCACGAUGGGAGAUUAGGCAUCAGUUCACCAAAGUACGCUGAAGCAACCAAAUCAAACCACCAAAAUGUACAAGCUGUUUGUUCUUGCCGCCCUUUUGGCUGUCGCCGCUGCCGACCCAAAACCAGGCUUUGUUGCCCCAGCCGUUGCCGCCUACAGCGCCUACUCCCCAAUUGUUAAGGCCGCUUACCCAGCCUACAGCGCUUACUCCGCCUACGCCGCCCCCGCUGCCUACACCGGCUACUACGGUAGUGCCUACCCCUAUGCCUACAGUGCUGGUGCUUACUCUGGUGCCUAUGCUGGUGCCUAUGGUAGCUAUGCUCAUCCCUAUGGAUACUCUGCAUACGCCGCCCCCUACUUUUUGUUCGCCACCAUCUUGGCUUUUGCCGCUUCGGCUCCAGCUCCGACUCCGAAACCAGGCUUAAUUGCACCAAUUGUUCCUCUGGCUUAUCAAUACCAAUACCCAUCUGCCUACGCCUAUCAAUAUCAGAAUCAGUAUGCCCCGUCAUACUUAUACAAGAACUACUACCAACCAAUUGCGUACCAGCAACCACUGCAUUUAAACCAUCCCCUCUUCGACAUUGCACCUUUUGCACGCAUAUAUAAACCGGACAAAAAAUCAAAUUAUUAUCAAACAAUCACAUUGUUUCCUUUGAGCAACAACAACCACAAACCAACUACCAACAUGAUCAAGAUCAUCCUUGCUGUCGCCAUGUGCGCCACUAUUGCCACUGCCACACCAGGACCAAAGCCAGGACUUUUGGCCGCUGCAUACACGGCGCCGGUUGUAGCUCCUGCUGUAGUGACAGCUCAAAGUUCUCAAGUUUUUGCUCGCAACUAUAAUGGUUUGGUAGCUCCAGUUGCUCCAUUAGUUGCCGCCCCAGCACCUAUUGUUAGAUCUGCGCCACUGGUAGCUGCUGCCCCAGCGCCGCUUGCUUACGCUGCUCCCCACUAUCAUUAUUCUCCAUAUGUUGCUCCACCAGUGUUUGUUUGA
This is a messenger RNA of Dalotia coriaria, 1274 nucleotides long. RefSeq lists its product as uncharacterized. The record is from RefSeq and is a predicted model, not a curated record. The transcript is spliced from 6 exons. Lineage: Eukaryota; Metazoa; Arthropoda; Insecta; Coleoptera; Staphylinidae. Bases 348 to 1274 code for a protein of 308 amino acids.